CAAGUAUUUGAGGAACGGAUUCGAAUGUGUCGUAACAGUGACACGGUAAGAAUUAUAAAGGCACGUAAUGCCAACCUCUGAUAUACAUAAUAAAUAUCGAGAAGUUAAAGAAAACUUUGAAAAUUACUUUAAUACAUUCGUCAGUCUGUUACAUCAUGACCAUCCAAAAAGUCUUCAAUUGGCAGAACAACAUUUCCAAAAUGUAACUUCGUAUAAUUUAUCUAGUGGCAAACGAAUUCGAGGAGUGUUAGUUGUCCUUUCGUAUAUGGUGUUCAGCAAUAAAAAUGAAAACUCUAGGAAAAACUUGUCGUGUGCAUAUCUUAUUGGUUGGUGUGUCGAAUUGUUACACGCAGGAUUCCUUGUUUUGGAUGAUAUAAUUGACAAUUCUACACUUAGACGGGGCCAACCGUGUUGGCAUUGUACUCAGAUAGAUUUAAACCGUGGGUUAAUUGGAGUUAAUGAUGGUUUACAUCUGAUUUUAUCAUCGAAAUACUUGAUCCACUCUUUAUUUGCUGAAAAUCAAAGUAAUGUUGAUUCAUAUUCAUGGAAGGACAAAAAUAACGUAUAUCUCAAAUUAUGCAAAUUGUUUGAUGAAAUUAGUUACAAAACGUGUUCUGGCCAAUGCUUGGAUGUGCUAUCAGCAAAUCCUAAUAAUCAAUGUAUUUUGAACGGAAAACAAAAUAAUUUGGAGUUUGAUAGUUUUGCUCGAAACUACUCAUCAGAUGUCUUUGAAGCUAUAACACACUGGAAGACGGGUUUUUAUACUUUUUAUCUACCUGUAGCGUGUGGAAUGAUUUUGGCUGAAGUUGAUGAUACAGAUGAUAUUUUCAAAAAUGUUCAAUACAUCCUCCUUAAAUUGGGUAACUACUUUCAAGCCCAGGAUGACUAUUUAGAUUGUUUUGGUGACAGUGAAAUUACUGGAAAAGUUGGGACUGAUAUAGCAGAAGGCAAAUGUACAUGGCUAAUUGUUGAAGCGUUAAAAUACCUUUCACCUGAACAAUAUAAAAUACUUAAAUUAUUCCCGCACAGGUCACACGGAAUCUUCGUUUUGUCAUACCCUAGUUCGAAUACUUUUAAUGUGUAGAUAAAACUACAAUCUUCAAACAUUCAAAUGAAGUCCUUUAGUAAAUUUAAGGAACUGUAAUCGAAAAUCUUUUUAUGCUAUGUGGUCUAUUAUUGAAUAUUGUAAAUUUACCAUAUUUUAUUCCAUUCCUAUGUUCUUCGUCCAUAUUCAUGAACCAAUAUACUUCUAAUUUAACCAAUCACCUUAUGUUAUUGAAUACCUGGAUUGUACGUUUUCAGUCUUUCAUGAUGUUAAUGCCUGUACAUGAACAAAAAACAACUAUCCAUCACUAAUUUUUGAAUGAAAAUGAUAAGAAUCUAGUCAUCACUCCGUUCAUCUUGGUAUUCGUAUACUUUUAUACUGGUACGAAUAGUGGAAAAGUUGUAAAUGUUGGAACCAGUUUUCCAAUCAUUACUUAUAUUUUUAUUGUUGCAUUUGUAUAUUCCCCUUAUUGUGAUCUCCCAGUAGACCUAGUAACGAUUGUUUUGAAUCCUCCCGUUUCUCAAUUAUUAUCAAUUAAUUAUGCAUUAUUAACCUUGCUCUCUGCCAUUUACGGCAUGAUUGUGCUUAAAAUAUAAUCUCUUAUUUUUUGUGCUGUAUGGUCAGGCAUUUCAAGUAUAUUAUUAAGUGAGUUUUGAGUGAUAAUUGAAUUGAGCACAAUAGAUAAUAAAUCUACUUUCUAUACGCGUCUCCUAAUUGGCUACUGGGUUAGAUGGAGCUCGACGGUCAAUAAGCAUUGAGGUCUUGGGUGUUGUUCAUUAGUCAGUGUGUCUUGGUAAUUAUUAAGUCACCGGUCCUAUUGGGAAUAUGGGUGAACUAAUCUGUAAUCGGAAUUUUGAUUGGGCAGUAUAACACAUAUGAUCGAUUCGCGUAUCGAUUCAUAAUAUAUGCCACCAGUUAUUCAGUUGUCAAGAUUUAGUCAAAUGCUUGGGUUUUGACGUAUACAAGUAGUAUUGUCAAAUCAUAGAUGAAAUGUUGGUGUUGUGUUGUGUGAUGCGGCAAAUAAGCAACGUUUAUCAUUGCUUAGACCAUUAUUUUUAUUUUAUUUUAUUAAAUUUACAUGGCAGAACUGAAUUUAUUUUGCUUUACUGACUGUCAAAAUUGUGUAUUUAAUCAUCUUAUAUACAUGUUUCUAACUGUAGACAAAUUAUGGUAAACCCGAUCUUAAGUCGCAACAGACUGUUCGCAAUCUCUAUGGUGCGAUCAAAUUACCAGAGAAGUAUUACUUGUACGAAGAACAAACUAAAUCAGAGAUUAUGAAUAACAUUCAGAAGUUUAUGUACCGUGAUCACUUUUCUUUUGAUCCUAGGGAUUUGUUUACUUUUCUUGUCGAAUUACUUUUUCAACGUGUUUGUUAAAGUGUCAUGAAAAUAUUUCAUAUUUUUCCCAUACUGUUUCGCCAAUUUUCUUUACUUACGUCUUUUCUAUCUCAGUUCUCUUCUUCCAUUUCUUCUUAGUUCUACAAUUCAGUCUUUACUUUUAUCGUUAUGACAAUUUUAUUUAAAGAAUUCCCCUUCUUACAUAAUUAUGGUGCAUUUAAGUCUUCGUCAACAUAAUUUUGUCUAAAAUAUUUGUUUGUUUUCUUAAAAUACUGACUUUAACAGCUUAGUAUUAUAUAUAAUUAUAUUUCCGAAUUU
This is a messenger RNA of Schistosoma intercalatum, 2700 nucleotides long. Lineage: Eukaryota; Metazoa; Platyhelminthes; Trematoda; Strigeidida; Schistosomatidae. The record is from the annotation of a GenBank genome assembly.